Messenger RNA from Pipistrellus kuhlii (Kuhl's pipistrelle), 718 nucleotides. RefSeq names its product 40S ribosomal protein S23-like. NCBI's taxonomy places the organism in Eukaryota, Metazoa, Chordata, Mammalia, Chiroptera, Vespertilionidae. Gene Ontology annotation, molecular function: structural constituent of ribosome. Gene Ontology annotation, biological process: translation. The transcript has a single exon. Gene Ontology annotation, cellular component: cytosolic small ribosomal subunit; ribosome. Bases 113 to 643 code for a protein of 176 amino acids. The record is from RefSeq and is a predicted model, not a curated record.
CAGGAACCAACCCUGGAAAGGUCAAACAAGUAACGGGGGCCAUCCUCAUCCUUAGGGCGAGAGGCGGUCCCGAGAUGCGUGAGCUGUGGCCGCAGGACCGCUGCUGGGAUGGAUGGAGGGUGAGGGGUGUGCGUGGAGCUGCCCCCGGUGCCUCCAAGAAUGGUCACAGCAAAAGCAAGGAGUCCAGCUCUUUCUCUCAGGCCCGUGGCGCCAGCAGGAGGGCCAGUGUCCUGGUCUCCGUACUGCCCGGAAGCUCCGGAGCCACCAGCGGGAUCAGAAGUGGCAUGACAAACAGUUCAAGAAGGUCCGUUUGGCCCUGAAGGUCAACCCUUUUGGAGGCGCUUCCCAUGCAAAGGGGAUUGUGCUGGAAAAAGUAGGGGUUGAAGCCAAACAGCCAAAUUCCGCUAUCAGGAAGUGUGUCAGGGUCCAGCUGAUCAAGAAUGGCAAAAAAAAUCCAGCCUUUGUACCCAAUGAUGGCUGUUUGAAUUUCAUUGAGGAAAACGACGAAGUUCUGGUUGCUGGAUUUGGUCACAAAGGUCAUGCUGUUGGUGACAUUCCUGGAGUUCGCUUUAAGGUUGUCAACGUAGCCAAUGCGUCUCUUUUGGCCUUAUACAAAGGCAAGAAGGAAAGACCAAGAUCCUAAGUUUUGAUGGUGAAAUCACAGUAGUAAUAAAUUUUCAUAUGCCAAAAAAAAAAAAAAAAAAAGUAAAGAGUCCAG